Messenger RNA from Thalassophryne amazonica, 5018 nucleotides. RefSeq names its product kinesin-like protein KIF21A. Gene Ontology annotation, biological process: microtubule-based movement; mitotic spindle organization. NCBI's taxonomy places the organism in Eukaryota, Metazoa, Chordata, Actinopteri, Batrachoidiformes, Batrachoididae. The record is from RefSeq and is a predicted model, not a curated record. Gene Ontology annotation, molecular function: ATP binding; microtubule motor activity; microtubule binding.
AGCCGCCGCUUGGACAGGAGGAGAGACGACGACACCUCGGCGGAGUUGAAGCUCGUCGCCUCCCGUCACAAUGGAGCCGUAUCGGAUUUAGUUGUCUGUUUGCAUAAACGUGGCUGCUGUUUGUGUUUUGCGGCCAAGGAGGAGGUGGCUGAACAAGGAGCACCGACUUAAGAGGAUAAAGCAGGCUAUUUUUAAAGCGCGUGGAUCUCCUCCGGAGACACUAUGAGCGGCAGCGGGCCGGAUGAGAGUACCGUGCGUGUCGCCCUGAGGAUCCGUCCUCAGCUGGCCAAAGAGAAGAUUGAAGGUUGCCACAUCUGUACGUAUGUGAUGCCUGGAGAGCCCCAGGUGGUCCUGGGUAAGGACAAAGCUUUUACAUAUGACUACGUCUUUGACAUGGACACCCAGCAGGAGCCAAUCUACACACACUGCACUGAGAGGCUCAUUGAGGGUUGCUUUGAGGGCUACAACGCAACCAUCUUCGCCUACGGACAGACGGGUUCAGGAAAGACCUACACCAUGGGAACCGGCUUCGACGUCAACAUCGGAGACGACGAGCUGGGUAUCAUUCCCCGAGCAGUUGACCACCUGUUCAGAGGGAUCGAGGAGCGCAGACGGGCUGCCACCGAGCAGGGUGUGCCAGUUCCAGAGUUCAAGAUCAAUGCUCAGUUUCUAGAGCUGUACAACGAGGAGGUGCUGGACCUCUUUGACACUACACGAGACAUUGAGGGCAGGAAGCAGAAGUCCAACAUCAAAAUCCACGAGGACGCCAACGGAGGCAUCUACACCGUAGGGGUCACCACGCGUACCGUGACCUCAGCCACAGAGAUGAUGCAGUGUCUGAAGCUGGGUGCUUUGUCUCGUACAACCGCCAGCACCCAGAUGAACGUCCAGAGUUCACGAUCCCAUGCCAUCUUCACCAUCCACCUCUGCCAAGUUCGAGUUUGCAGCCCUGAUAACAAGGAUAAUGUAACAGACAAUCGCCUUGCUAACAACUCUGAGAUUAAUGAGUUUGAGACACUAACAGCCAAGUUCCACUUUGUGGAUCUGGCCGGCUCAGAGAGACUGAAAAGGACCGGCGCUACAGGAGACCGAGCUAAAGAGGGAAUAUCCAUCAACUGUGGGCUGCUUGCCCUUGGUAAUGUCAUCAGCGCUCUUGGAGACCGGAGCAAGCGUUCCAGUCAUGUGCCUUAUCGAGACUCCAAGCUCACCCGACUGUUACAGGACUCACUUGGGGGAAACAGUCAAACUGUGAUGAUCGCCUGUAUUAGUCCAUCGGACCGAGACUUUAUGGAGACCCUGAACACUUUAAAAUACGCCAACCGGGCUCGAAACAUCAAGAACAAGGUGAUGGUGAACCAGGACAGAGCGAGCCAACAGAUCAGCGCUCUGAGGACGGAUAUCGCUCGACUGCAAAUGGAGCUAAUGGAGUACAAGACGGGAAAGCGUAUGGUGGGGCAGGAUGGCGUGGAGGGCAUCAAUGACAUGGUUCACGAGAACAGCAUGUUACAGACGGAGAACAGCAACCUGAGGGUGAGAGUGAAGGCCAUGCAGGAGACCAUUGACGCCCAGAGAGCCAGGCUUACUCAGAUCCUCAGCGACCACGCCAACCAGGCUUUAGCCAAAGCAGGUGAAGGAAAUGAAGAGAUUGGGAACAUGAUUCAGAACUACAUCAAAGAAAUUGAGGAACUCAGAGCCAAACUGCUUGAGAGUGAAGCUGUCAAUGAGAACCUCAGGAAGAGCCUGUCCCGAGCCUCCACUCGCUCCUCGCUGUACGGCGGCUCCACCUCCUUCUCCCCUGCCUUACUUGCUCCCGAGAAGGAGGCGAGUGACAUCAUCGAGAUAGCCAAGAGAGACCUGGAGAAACUCAAGAGGAAAGAGAGGAAGAAGAAGAAGAGACUGCAGCGAUACGAAGACACUCAUCAACAAGAAGCUGAACCCGCCAGUGUUGUCAAAGAAGUAGUCCCAGACAAUGACCAGGAGCGCGCUAAUGAGGACGCAGACGUGGAAGUUAGCGACCAUGAGGAAGGUGUGGAUGGAGAUGGAGAGGAGGACGACUUUGAAAUGGCGGGAGAGGAGACGUCUGACGAGUCCGACUCUGAGGAACUGGAUGAGAAAGAGAACGUUCAAGCGGACUUGGCAAACAUCACGUGCGAGAUCGCCAUCAAGCAGAAGCUGAUCGACGAGCUGGAGAACAGCCAGCGGCGCCUUCACACACUCAAGCAGCAGUACGAACAAAAGCUGAUGAUGCUGCAGAACAAGAUCAGAGACACGCAGCUGGAGAGGGACAAAGUGUUGCACAAUAUGGGCUCGGUGGAGUCGUGCACAGAGGAGAAGGCCAAGAAGAUCAAAGCAGAGUAUGAACGCAAGCUGACUUCCAUGAACAAAGAGCUGCAGAAGCUCCAGUCGGCGCAGAAGGAGCACGCCCGCCUGCUGAAGAACCAGUCACAGUACGAGAAGCAGCUCAAGAAGCUCCAACAGGACGUGAGCGAGAUGAAGAAGACCAAGGUGGCACUGAUGCGGCAGAUGAAGGACCAGCAGGAGAGGAACAGAGCCACAGAGUGCAGGAGGAACAGGGAGAUCGCAUCUCUGAAGAAAGAUCAGCGCAGAGCCGAGCACCAACUGAGGCAGCUGGAGGCCCAAAAGAGACAACAGGAGUUGAUCCUGCGCAGGAAGAAUGAGGAGGUAACAGCUCUUCGACGGCAGGUGAGGCCCGUCUCUGGGAAGGUGAUAAGGAAAGUGAGCUCACCUGAGCUUCCUCAGGAGCCAUCAAACCGGGUCACCCCGGGGAGACCGCAGCUGUCUGGCUCGACCUCUUCUAAUGGAGCCAGGAGCUCCCCAGCGAGGACGAAACGCCUGGACCUCAGCAGGACGGCCAGGACCAAAUGGCAGUCCCUGGAGAGGCGCAUCAGUGACAUCAUCAUGCAGAGGAUGACCAUCUCCAACAUGGAGACUGAUAUGAACCGACUGCUGAAGCAACGGGAGGAGCUGACCAGACGGCGGGAGCGAGUAUCGAGGAAGAGAACGAAGACGGCGGUAGACGGGGCCGACGCUGACCGCUCUGUGGCCUCCCUGAAUGAGGAGCUAGAGUCUCUGAAUGCUAACAUUGACUACAUCAAUGACAGCAUCGCCGACUGCCAGGCUAACAUCAUGCAGAUGGAGGAGGCCAAGGAAGAAGGAGACACUGUGGACGUUACCACGGUGAUCAGCUCCUGUAACCUAUCAGAAGCCCGCUUCCUGCUGGACCAUUUCAUGACUAUGGCCAUCAAUAAGGGUCUGCAGGCGGCUCAGAAAGAGUCCCAACUGAAGGUGAUGGAGGGCAGGCUGAAGCAAACAGAGAUCAACAGCGCCACCCAGAACCAGCUGCUCUUCCACAUGCUGAAGGAAAAAGCCGAGAUCAACCCAGAGCUGGAUGCCCUGCUGAGCAACGCCCUGCAAGUGUUAAGUUGCCUGUCAGCAGAGAACGGAGACAACAGCAGCAGUGAUGAGUCCACUCAGAGUCCAGCCACAGAAGGCAACACUCUGGCAUCUGAUUUAAUGAAGCUGUGUGGUGAAUCCAGACCAAAAAAUAAGGCUCGCAGGAGAACCACCACCCAGAUGGAGCUUUUGUAUGCCAGCAGCGUGGAUCCUUCCGAAUCUCCCACCGGAGAUUUUUGCGCCCCUCUCUUGUCCCUCACAGAGCGCCUGGAAGGGUUGGCUGAAAUGCCGGGUCACGCAGUUGGUCAAACGUUGAACCGUGAACAAACAGUUUCCCCAUCUGCGCUGGCUGUCAGGGCAGCUGGCAUUUCCGGCUCCAUAUCCCCUACAGGGGCUGAGAGAAAGCACCUCGAGCGCUCACCACUCACCCGUAGGAAGACACAGGAGAAAGGACCCACGCUGACGCACAUCCCCGAACCCAAACAAGCACCUCAGGCGAGCACAGCUGACGCCAAGACAAAAGGCAGUGACAGCAAAAUGCUGUUGGAUGAGUUUCCUGUAUUUGAAGGCCAUAGAGGUGUGAUCAACCCUGUAACAGCUCCAAAGAACAACCAGGGAGUGAAACUGCAAUGCGUUUAUGUGGCUCAGGGACACACCAAGCCUGUUCUGUGUGUGGAUGCCACUGAUGACCUACUUUUUACAGGAUCUAAAGACCGUACAUGUAAGGUAUGGAACUUGGUGACAGGUCAGGAGAUCAUGUCUCUAGCAGAGCAUCCAAACAGCGUCGCCUCCGUCAGGUACACCUCCAGCCUCGUCUUCACGGUAUCCAACACCUACAUCAAAGUUUGGGAUAUACGGGAUGCUGCUAAAUGUAUACGCAUGCUCACGUCUUCGGGCCAGGUGGGUUCAGGCGACAGCUGUUACUCCAGCAGGAAUUUAAGCAUCCCACCAGGAGAGAGUCAGAUCAACCAAAUUGCCCUCAAUCCUUCUGGAACCUUCCUGUACGCUGCUGCCGGCAACGCUGUGCGCAUGUGGGACCUCCGAAAGUUUGCGUCGACGGGGAAGCUGACCGGUCACUUAGGGCCCGUCAUGUGCCUGACUGUUGAUAGGUUGUGUAGCGGACAGGACCUGUUCACUGGCUCCAGAGAUCGCCAUGUUAAAAUGUUCGGGGUGGCGGAAGGUGCUCAGGGCAGCGUCGGCUCCAUCCAUACGUUUGAGCCCGCCCAUCAAGAUGGCAUGGAAUCGCUGGCCGUGUACGGGGACGUUUUGUACAGUGGCUCCAGAGACUACUACAUCAAGAAGUGGGAUCUGAGUAGUAAACAGCUGAUACAGCAGACAGUCAGUUCUCAGACAGACUGGGUUAGUGCCUUGGGCAUGCUGCCAGGCUCAGCUGUGCUGCUUAGCGGAUGCAGAGGAGGGCUGCUCCGUCUCUGGCACGCAGACUCGCUGAAGCCCCUCAGUGAGAUCAGAGGUCACGACUGCCCCAUCAACGGCUUGGCCACCAACAGCAGUCUGCUGUUUACUGCCGCAGACGACCGCACAGUGAAGAUUUGGGAACCCAAAGGAUUGUUGGAUGAAGGCGUCCUCUGACGGCUUGUUUCUCA